GUGGAGUUCUGGAGCAGCGCGGUACCCGGCGCGGGCCUGGAGCGGGAGGCCGACGAGGUGCCGCUCGAGGGCGAGGGCACGCCUCGCCCUCGGGCUCGCGUGCGAUCCCCUGUCUUCUUCGAGCGCGACUACCCCGACGGCGCCGCCUUCCGGCACGCGGCCUACGCCUCCCUGGAGGGGGAGCACUGCUGGCAGCACCGCGGGACCGGCGUCCGGGUCUGGGGCGACGCCCUCGACCUCUCCGGCGGGCGCGCGGGGGCCCGCGCCGUCUUCCACUACACGUCGGCCGCCGCCUUCGGCAGCAUCACGGCCCCCCAGCGCGAGUGGGACACCGUGGCGGAGAUCCUGGACAGCCACUCCUGGAGCGUGAUUGCCCGAGACACCCGAGACGUGGGCAGAGGCAAGGCGUAUGUGAACCAGCACUGCCCUCCACGCGUGGCCUACUGCGUCCCCAUCUUGGCCCACCCGGACAGCCUCUACGAGGUCGGCGAGCUGCUGAACGAACCAGGCAAGCCGCACAGGUGCUGCGUGGUGGUGCGCGUGCAGGGCGCCACGGGCGUGGAGGGCGCUCGCUGGCGCCUUGUGGAGUGCCUGCGCGCCCGCGCCAGAGCCACAGCCGAGCGCCUCGGCGAGGACCACGUGGACGCCGUCGAUGCCGCGGGCCGCCUGGGCGAUGUGCUGCGGAGGCGGGGCUUUCUCGCCGAGGCGGGGCUGGUCCUCAGAGGCGUGCUCGAGCGCAGGGAGCGGGCGCUGGGGCAGGAGCACCAGGACACGCUGACGUCCGUCAACAGUCUGGCCAGGCUGCUGCAGGACCUGGGGCGGCUGGAGGAGGCAGAGCCGCUGCUCCGCCGGGCUCUGGAGGCCCGCGAGCGGACGCUGGGGCCGGAGGACCCCGCCACGCUGAUCUCCGCCAGCAACCUGGCCAUGCUGUUGUACAGCCGGGGCCAGCUGGAGGAGGCAGAGCCGCUGUACGCGCGUGUCCUCGAGGUUCGCGAGCGGACGCUGGGGCCAAGGCAUCCAAACACGCUGAGCUCCGUCAACACCUUGGCCACGCUGCUGCAGGCCCGCGGGCGGCUGGGCGAGGCGGAGCAGCCGUUCCGAUGGGCGCUGAAGGCCCGCGACCGUGCGCUCGGGCCAGAGCAUCCGGACACGCUGCUCUCCGUCAACAACCUGGCCGCGCUGCUGUACGUCCAGGGCCGGCUGGAGGAGGCGGAGCCGCUGUACAGGCGUGCUCUGGAGGCCCGCGAGCGCACGCUGGGGCCAGAGCACCCCAGGACGCUGGUCUCCGUCAGUAACUUAGCCGAGCUGCUGCAGGCCCGCGGGCGUCUGGAGGCGGCGGAGCCGCUGCUUCGGCGGGCCCUUGAGGCGAGCGAGCGGACGAUGGGGCCAGAGCACCCGAGGACGUUGGCCUCCGUCAUCAAUCUGGCCGCGCUGCUGCGGGCCCGCGGCCAGCCGGAGGACGAGGAGGCGGAGCGGCUGAACCAGCGGGCCCUGGAGGCCAGCAAGCUUACGCUCGGGCUGGAACACCCACACACGCUGACCUUCGCCCGCCAUCUGGAGCAGCUUCAGGACGCGACGCGCGACGAGCGAUUCAUUCGAGCGCUCCGCGGAAAGAGUG
This is a messenger RNA of Prorocentrum cordatum, 1618 nucleotides long. NCBI's taxonomy places the organism in Eukaryota, Dinophyceae, Prorocentrales, Prorocentraceae. The record is from the annotation of a GenBank genome assembly.